UGGGUUACAUUACUCAGCCCCACCUCUUCCGGCGCACGCUCGAUCAUGGCGCAGGGGCAACGUAAGUUCCAGGCGCAGAAGCCGGCCAAGAGCAAGGCGGUGGCGGCGGCCUCACAGCGGAACCGAGGCCCGAGGAAGGGAGGUCGUGUUAUCGCUCCCAAGAAGGCGCGCAUUGUACAGCAGCAAAAGGUCAAGAAGGGCCUGGAGGUGGCGAUCCGGAAGAAGAUUGAACAUGAUGUGGUGAUGAAAGCCAGCACCAGCCUGCCCAAGAAGCUGGCAGUGCUGAAGGCCCCCCCUACCAAGAAGAAGUAGGCAGCCUCUUCCUCCUCCACUGAGACAAGACACCUUCCUAAGGACACCUGCCUCCGUGCCCCAGCCUCUGCAGUUGACUCCCUGGGCAGUACUGUGGACAGAUGGAGCCCUGCUCCCCGGAGCCUUGGGUUGCCGCUCAAACUUUGGACGGGGGUUGGGGGCGGGGGUUGGCCUGGCCUGUGACCAGGUGGUAGCACCGUGGUGCAUGGGCAGCUUCCCAGGAUGCCGAGAAUUCAGCGAUGGUCCUAAGGACAUGUUCACCAACUUUCUGUGUCCCCCUCCCCCUUCAAAUUCUGUGUCCACUGGUUUAACCCAGAACAAUAAACUUGGCUUUGUCAUUCCUCCCACGGUCACAUGUUCCUGUGAACAGGCCCGUGCUGGGACCGUGGACCAGGUACACUGGCCCAGUCAACCCCAGCAAUUUCUGCAGCCCAGCCAAAUGCUCAGGGAAGGGUGACUGGGCUUCUUCAUGUCCAUCCUAGUAGCUGAUGGAGAGUCUUUACCUCCCUCCAACCCCAGAUGGCUCACACCAACCUCCUUACUCACGUGCACACCCUCCCCAGACAUGCCCGGUCACCCUGCCCCAACCUGGCACAAGCCAGGAGGCGUAGGGAGCUCUUUUUCCAUCUGUAGAAUGGUGUUGACACCAUCUGGUAGGGUCACAGUCCCAAUUCAACCAGAAUAUACUUACAGCUGCUCAAAGCCACCUCGAUCCAUAAAAAAGUCAAAAUGUCUAUUAUGCCUAUGGUGAAGGCAUUGUGCUAGUGCUUCCUGUACAUCAUUUCAUCCCAGAGUGGGUCAUGUUACAUUCUCGAGACAGUAUGGGAACCCACCACUGGCUGAGUCCCAGUGUGUACUGUCAGCGGACCACCUGUUGCCUCUGCAGACCAACAUCGUUGCCUGUUCCAUCUGGGGUGUCCCCUUCCCCGAGUCUUCACUUGAUUGAGGCUGCCAGACUGGACAUGCCUGUGGAGUCCGCUGGGAGCUCUGACUUGGUGACUGCCCUUCCCUCCCGCUGUUGGAGGUGAGAGCUCACUGCGGGGUGACGAGGCUGGGCUCAGGGAAACUUCAAAAUGGAAGGUCUUUCCAUGAGGUUCCAGCUCUGCUGCCACAGCCACUGGUUUUUGAGAGGUAGAUUAGGGUUUUUAUGCAUGAAAUUGUUCUUCCUGCUUUUUUAUGUGUAUGUGUUUAAAACUCACCUAUACAAUUGACAUUUAAAAAUAGACAAUUCAGAAAAGGGCUCACGGAUGUGGACGACAAUGUGGUAAUAGCUGAGGGGAGAGGAGUAAACAGUAAUGGAAAA
Messenger RNA from Pteronotus mesoamericanus, 1615 nucleotides. It is a transcript of the gene CUNH19orf53, whose product is annotated as chromosome unknown C19orf53 homolog. The transcript is spliced from 3 exons. NCBI's taxonomy places the organism in Eukaryota, Metazoa, Chordata, Mammalia, Chiroptera, Mormoopidae. The record is from RefSeq and is a predicted model, not a curated record. Bases 46 to 312 code for a protein of 88 amino acids.